CUGUCAGCUGUCGAAUCUGUCAAAACCUAACCACAACCGUUUUCUCAAAUAAAAAUAAUAAUAUCUCUUAAUUAUGUGAUGUGAUAAAGUGAUUUUCGAUGGCUCCACCAGACGUUUCACCCGAAAACGGAACGGUUUGUGAAAAAAUCAAGUAUGACGACAUUGAGGAGAUUUCAAUUAUCGGUGAAGGAAGUUUCGGGCAAGUAUUCAAAGGUAAAUGGAGGGGUAUUUACGUCGCUAUGAAACGGGUAUCUCAAGGACUCGAUGACAAAGAGGAUGGAUUUAGCAUUGAAAUUCGCCAAUUAUCAAGAACUAGCCACGAAAAUAUUGUUAAGCUUUAUGGGGCUUGUAUCGACAAGAAAAUUCUUGUUUUGGAGUACGCCGAUGGUGGAUCUUUAUACAAACUCCUACAUGGCUCGAAAUGUCACUACAACUUAGGACACGCAAUGUCUUGGGUUUAUCAAUGUGCUAAAGGUGUCGAGUAUUUACAUUUAAUGAAACCAACUCCUUUAAUACACCGUGAUUUAAAACCACCAAAUCUAUUGUUAUUUAAGAAUCGUCUACAUUUAAAAAUUUGUGAUUUUGGAACCGUUGCUGAUAAGCGAACUUACAUGACGAAUAACAAAGGAUCAGCAGCUUGGAUGGCCCCGGAAGUAUUCAGCACUUCAAAUUACAUAGAAAAGUGUGACGUUUAUAGUUGGAGCAUAAUUUUUUGGGAAGUUUUAUCCAGAAGAAUCCCAUUUAACAGAAAAGCCCACACUUUAUCCGUUUUGUGGUCAGUAUACCAAGGGAAACGCCCACCAACACUCAAAAAUUGUCCCGAAAUUAUCGCAAAACUCAUCGUGCAAUGCUGGGGCCCCGUACCAGAGAAGCGACCAACAAUGACUCAAAUUGUUCAAAUCAUGGAAGCCCUUAUGAAGUAUGUCCCCAAAGAUUUAGAACCUGUGGUUUCCGAAUAUGAGUAUUUAUACGAUGAGGAUUACGAAGAUUAUUACGAAAACGAAGAUGAUGAGCAUAUUUAUGAAGAAAUCGAUCCUUUUAUGAACGGGAAUAAUUCGGAAAUUAGAACUCCAUCUUUACCUCAACCAAAUGAGAGCAUGUUUCAGCCGCUUAAAGUUGACGUUGACCAGAAUGAUUGGGGCGAUGGUGAUGAAUGUCUUAUGAAGACGAUGCCAGGGUUUGAUGUGCUUAGAAAUGGUGCAUCAAAUUCAGUUCAAUCUGGUAUGCAGAGUUCAAACGUAACCCAAACUGUCUCAAACGUUGAUAAUUUAGACCCGGACAUUGUGAUGCAGCUUUUAGACCCACACUUAAGGCCGGCUACACCUGACAAUAACGAUCCUAUGUCUAUUGCACUUUACGAAAGGCAUUUACAAUUAGCAGAGGAAUUAUGUAAGGUACAAACUGAAACGGCUUUAUUAUCGGCAAAACGACAACAAUUACUUGCUCAAAAAACGGAGGAGCAACAAUUAAGAGAGACGAAAGAACGCCUUUUAAAAGAUAAACAAUCCUGGUUAGAAACGAAAAAGUACCUUGAAGGUGUUAAACAAUCACAGCCAAAUCAAGUUCCGGACGAUUGGGUUAUAGUAAAUAGUACGGAUAAUCGAUAGUGCUUUUUAAGUUGUAUGUAAUGAGAUGUAAUUGAAUUGUUUUUGAAUUGUACAUAAACGUAAUCGUAAACAUAACCUAAAAUUAGUCGUAGACAUAACCUUAAAAAGUUCCAAACAAUUUUUUUUUGUAUUUAUACUCGAUUCAGACUGUUUUUUAAGGUCGUAUUUAUUUAUCUAAUUAUUUAUAGAUAAUUGCAAGAUUUAAUAACAAUGUUUAUUGGAUUUUUACCAUGUAAUUUUGUAAAUUUAUUUAGGUUAAGAGUGAAUUAUAAUUGAUUGUUAUAAUUUCAGUAAAUUUAAGAAUGUUACAAUUAAUAAAAAUGAAUUUUAAUUA
Onthophagus taurus is the source of this 1941-nucleotide messenger RNA. Its product is annotated as mitogen-activated protein kinase kinase kinase 7. The record is from RefSeq and is a predicted model, not a curated record. Gene Ontology annotation, biological process: positive regulation of canonical NF-kappaB signal transduction; JNK cascade; immune response. Gene Ontology annotation, molecular function: ATP binding; MAP kinase kinase kinase activity. Lineage: Eukaryota; Metazoa; Arthropoda; Insecta; Coleoptera; Scarabaeidae.